AGAUGAGUCUUGAGAUUUAGGAAAACGUAAGAAUACUCUAGCAUGCUCUUCUUUUGGGGACGUAUGGAACUGCAGGAUGAAGCGCCACAGGUCUUCAAGUAGCAGCGACAGCUCAGACAAUGAGAGUCCUUCAACCUCUUUCUGCUCUUCCAGUAAGUAUGGAGGGAAGGCCGGCACCCCCAUUUCCAUGCCGAAGAAACCGGCAGAGGUUUUCCGAAAAGACCUGAUCAGUGCAAUGAAGCUGCCUGACUCCCACCACAUCUCACUGGAGGAGUAUUACCUGUUGGCGGACCCCUGGAGGCAAGAGUGGGAGAAGGGGGUCCAGGUUCCAGCCAGUCCUGACGCCAUUCCCCAAGCCUCUGUCAGGAUUGUUGCGGAGGAGCCCAAAGAAAGCUUGUUCUCCAGGCCGAAAAUGUAUAUCCAGUGCUGUAGCCAGGAAGCCCAGGAGCCUGGCUACGUCAGCGUCCAGGAGCUGGCUGAGGCGAUGUGUCGCUACGACCUGGACGAUAUGGACCUGUACUGGCUGCAGGAGCUGAACCAGGAGCUGGCAGAGAUGGGGGAAGAUAAGUUAGAUGAGCUGACCAUGGAGCGCGUCAUGGAGGCUCUGGAACGCCAGUGUCACGACAGCAUGAAUCACGCCAUCGAGACGGAGGAAGGCCUGGGCAUCGAGUAUGACGAGGACGUCGUCUGCGACGUAUGCCGCUCGCCAGAGAGCGAGGAGGGCAACGACAUGGUCUUCUGUGACAAGUGCAACAUCUGCGUGCAUCAAGCUUGUUAUGGCAUCGUAAAGGUUCCAGAUGGCUGCUGGCUCUGCAGGACCUGUGUCCUGGGCAUCGACCCACAGUGCAUGCUCUGCCCAAAUAAGGGCGGAGCCAUGAAGGCUACCCGGGCGGGCACCAAAUGGGCCCAUGUCAGCUGUGCCCUCUGGAUCCCUGAAGUGAGCAUUGCUUGUCCGGAAAGGAUGGAGCCAAUCACCAAAGUGUCACACAUCCCACCCAGCCGCUGGUCGCUGAUCUGCAGCCUCUGCAAGCUGAAGAUGGGCGCGUGCAUCCAGUGCUCAGUGAAGAGCUGCACCGUUCCGUUCCACGUCACCUGUGCCUUCGAGCACAACCUGGAGAUGAAGACUAUCCUGGACGAAGGCGACGAGGUCAAGUUCAAGUCCUACUGCCUGAAGCACAGCAAGCCCAAGGCGGGGGAGGGGGGGCACAGCCCCGCCCGCCAAAAGCCCCCCACGGAGACCGAGAAGCUGGGCCUGCGAGCACGAAAGCUGCAGGAGCUAGAAGAGGAGUUCUACUCACUGGUGCAUCCCGGGGAGCUAGCUCAGGACAUGAUGGUCCCACCUCACAUCCUGGACUUCAUCUUUCAAUACUGGAAGCUCAAACGCAAGAGCAGCUUCAAUAAGGCCCUCCUUCCUCCCAAAGAGGAGGAGGAGAACGUGCUGCUGCAGCCCGAGGAGAACAGCGUGCACACACGGAUGCGCAUGUUCAUGCACCUGCGGCAGGACCUGGAGAGAGUGAGGAACCUGUGUUACAUGGUGAGCCGGAGGGAGAAGCUUAAGUUGUCCCACAGCAAAGCCCAGGAGCAGGUCUUCAACCUGCAAGUGCAGCUGAUGGAUGAGGAGCUAUGUGUCGGCACUUCUCUCCCUCGGGCACUGGAGAAGACCAACAGUACUCCACCAAGGAUAAUGCUAAAACUAAAGAUGCCCAAAGAAGCUCUUGGAAACGGGAAGUCCAGCUUCAGGUCAGGUAAUAUUCCCUUGUGUCCGGAUAACGGCAGGGACGUGUUCGACUGCAGCAUUGGCAAGGUGGGACAGGUUAAGGGGCGAGACCAGACACCUCAGCUCACCAACGGCCUUCUACCAGUUCCAGUCGCCAAGCCACCAGGAAAGACCCUGGGGUAUCACGCCAUCCUCCACGGCCACUCAUCCAAUGGGCACGGCAAGCAGGAGCGUGAGCAUCGUCGGCUUCACAAGUUCAGUGGCGUCGUGGAGGACCUGCCGAUUAAGGGCUCCCUCAAGGGCCCCUAUGAGCACGGAAGCCGGGACUGCAUCUCGGGCAAAGACUAUCUGCCAGAGAGUUUGGGCCACUUCACCGUGGAGCAGUGCAGCCGACAGCUGAAGGAGGGCAUGACGGAAGCCACAAACGACCGCAGAGCGGCGGCCUGGAAUACCUCCACCAAAGACCCAGGUACGCCCUGCCAGGAGAGUGAUGGGUACUGCCCGGACCUGGAGCUCAGCGACUCGGAGCCUGAAAUCAAGGGGAGGAAGAGGCGUGUCCGAGGGCUGGGUUAUAGCCUGGAGGAAGAAUAUCCAGAUCAGGACUGUGGGAAAGGCAGCAGCAGCAAGAGCAAACUCUUAUUGGGCUCCAGGACCUCUGUGCAGAGGUCUUGACCAUAACUCCUUGUUUUUUUUUUUUUUCUUUAAACAUGACCUGGUUCUGGUAUUUCCUCCUCUGGGCUCAGGAUGAAGUUCAGGGUUGUCCCGUGCCUUCAUGGAGGAAUCGCUCGGCAUGUAAGGUUUUCCAGGAGUGCCGACCUAAACACGGGUGCUCCGUAAAGGAUUAGGAGACGGCUCCCCUUCCUUCCUGCCAUUGUAACCCCAAGGGUCACGUUCACUAGCGUGAAUGGUCUGGACCAGCUGAACUGAUUUUUUUUCAAACCAGGAAGAGACUGAAAUAUUUAUGUCUGUCUGCCCUUUCUGCCUUUCCUAAUGCUACACAAGUGGAUUUUAGCGAUUAAAACUGAGUUAAUUUAAAGACACGUGGCAUAUCUGUAGGGGGUGUGUAGAACAGCCUUUUAACUACUGUUGUGGAUAUUUAAGAAAAGUCUCUACAUUUUAUAGUUUUGAAAUAGUUACUCCUGGCAGCUGAAGAGGAGGUCUACACAAAAUACCCUUGUUAAUUAACAUGUUAAUUCACACCCUUUCCCUGUGUUUGCAGAAUAGUCUAUUUUGGUGAAUUAAGACACCUGUUUUGUGUCAUGACAUUAAUAAGAGACUGAAGCCAUUACUUUCCAUGACACUCCUCUCUCCUGGCCUGGGGUCCUUCUUGGUGCUUUUUUGCCCUUUUAUGGGGAAGUGUAAAUACCUGAGUUCUUCCACCAGGAGUUUGGAAAGACGGGAUCUUUGUGUUCAGUAUCUCCCUGUGAGAAUCGUUAAUAUGUUCAGUGCAAAAAAAAUAAAAUUCUCGGCGAGCACAUAAUCUGUAAGGAUGAAUGCUCCCAUGUUAGUAUUUUUUAUACAUCACACAUCUUAAGCAUUACCAAAAUUUUGUGUACAUGUCCAAGUACAUGUAUGAUUAUAGUUAAUUUCAGAUCAAUCCAAAGUAUAACUCUAAAACUGAAGUUUCUUUGCUUUUAGUAAAUGAAGAAAAUGCAGUCUUUACCCAGGUUUCAACUUGCAUAUAUUUAGGAGAAAAAUCAUUCCAUUUGCCAACUACACACCCCUCUCAAUCAGGACUAUUGUGUUUUUCAAGGGUAAUUGCUGGAUUUAGAAAUUCCUGGUGGAAUAUUUUGCGUGAAGCUGUGUGAAAGAAUAUUAGUGAUUUUAUAAAUUAUUACUGCAGUACAUGCCUGAAGUCUACCCCUGCAGUGUGUAUGCACAUUACUGCCAAAUAAAUAAUCAUGGAAAAUGUCAAAAACUUGUGCAUUUCUUGCACGGAACAGCAGGUUUAGGAACUACUUGUGUAAUCGGUUCAUUAUAGAGUAUGACACUCCUUACUGUAGUGAACCUAUGGAAAUCUGAAAAAAAGUGGACCAAUCUGUACAGCUGGCAGCUUUACUUAAGAGCCUGUUAAUGGUCUAGCUACUCCAUGCUGAGACCCGGCUAGGCUGGCAAGAGGUUUUGGAAAGGCUGGACGGUCACAGAGCAGCGGUUUCUUUGCAUAUGUGACUUCAGGCACCUGCAGUCCAGGGUAUUGCUUACGUGCUGUACCACCCAACCUCUUAUUGUGCAUAAUGGAGAACUACUUGUAUAAAAUGUUGUUGUUAAAAGGCAUCACUGAGUUGUGUCAUCUUUCAGACUAUUGAAAACACUGUAAAGAAUUCUUGGAGGGAUGUCUUGGCUUUCAUUCAGACAAAAGCCAAAGGGGGUGCUAAUUUUAUACUAUGUUUACUGCAUUAGGUGGUAUUGAAUUUUCAGGUAUUGUUUCUUUUUAAUGUUUUUCAUUAAAUUAAAAAAUGCAUCCCAGUU
Brienomyrus brachyistius is the source of this 4186-nucleotide messenger RNA. RefSeq names its product protein Jade-3-like. Gene Ontology annotation, biological process: regulation of transcription by RNA polymerase II. NCBI's taxonomy places the organism in Eukaryota, Metazoa, Chordata, Actinopteri, Osteoglossiformes, Mormyridae. The transcript is spliced from 11 exons. The record is from RefSeq and is a predicted model, not a curated record. Gene Ontology annotation, cellular component: histone acetyltransferase complex. Bases 77 to 2389 code for a protein of 770 amino acids.